Molecule: messenger RNA, 2205 nt
Organism: Artibeus jamaicensis (Jamaican fruit-eating bat)
Lineage: Eukaryota; Metazoa; Chordata; Mammalia; Chiroptera; Phyllostomidae
Gene: PHAF1
Product: phagosome assembly factor 1
Exons: 17
Coding region: 223-1497 (424 amino acids)
Biological process (GO): Golgi to plasma membrane protein transport
Cellular component (GO): synaptic vesicle membrane; trans-Golgi network; dendrite
Source: RefSeq, a predicted model, not a curated record
AUCCGCAGUUUGCGUGUGCGCGACUCCGCCUUCGGCUCCUCCCCUGCGACUGAAAUCCCGCCUUCGUCCCCGCCCUCGCCACGCUUUACGGCCCGGCACGCCACUUUUGCCGCAGACGCUGCCGCUGCUGUCGCUACCCUUAGUCUCGCGGCAGCUGCUGGUAAGCUCCGGUCCCGUCCACGCUGCCGCAGGGAGGCCGCCCGGGCCCGGCGAGCCGAACCAAUGCUGGAUCUGGAGGUGGUCCCCGAACGCUCUCUAGGGAACGAGCAAUGGGAGUUCACGCUGGGAAUGCCUCUGGCUCAAGCGGUAGCCAUUCUUCAGAAGCACUGUCGAAUCAUCAAAAAUGUCCAGGUUCUCUACAGUGAACAGUCUCCUCUAAGCCAUGACCUCAUCCUUAAUCUGACUCAGGACGGGAUCAAACUACUGUUUGAUGCUUUCAAUCAGAGACUUAAGGUGAUUGAAGUAUAUGACUUGACUAAAGUAAAGUUAAAAUAUUGUGGAGUACAUUUUAACUCUCAGGCCAUAGCUCCCACCAUUGAGCAGAUUGACCAGUCUUUUGGUGCAACCCACCCUGGAGUGUACAACUCCGCUGAGCAGCUCUUCCACCUCAACUUCAGAGGACUGUCUUUCUCUUUUCAGUUAGACUCAUGGACUGAGGCUCCCAAGUACGAGCCCAAUUUUGCCCAUGGUCUAGCUUCUCUCCAGAUACCCCACGGAGCAACUGUGAAACGAAUGUACAUCUACAGUGGAAACAGCCUACAGGAUACUAAGGCUCCUGUGAUGCCCCUGAGCUGUUUCCUGGGCAAUGUGUAUGCUGAGAGUGUAGAUGUUCUUCGAGAUGGAACAGGACCCUCAGGUUUACGACUUCGCCUACUUGCUGCAGGUUGUGGACCCGGCCUGUUAGCAGAUGCCAAGAUGCGGGUAUUUGAACGUUCAGUGUAUUUUGGCGAUUCUUGUCAAGAUGUUCUUAGCAUGCUUGGUUCUCCACACAAGAUCUUCUAUAAGUCAGAAGACAAGAUGAAAAUUCAUUCUCCUUCCCCUCAUAAGCAAGUUCCUUCCAAGUGCAAUGACUACUUUUUUAACUACUUCACUCUCGGCGUGGACAUCCUCUUUGAUGCGAAUACUCAUAAAGUAAAGAAGUUUGUUCUUCACACCAAUUACCCUGGGCAUUAUAAUUUUAACAUUUAUCAUCGUUGUGAGUUCAAGAUCCCACUAGCCAUAAAGAAAGAAAAUGCAGAUGGUCAGACAGAAACAUGCACAACCUAUAGCAAGUGGGACAGCAUCCAGGAGCUCCUGGGUCACCCUGUGGAGAAGCCUGUUGUCCUACACAGGUCCUCCUCCCCAAACAACACCAACCCUUUUGGCUCCACAUUCUGCUUUGGUCUUCAGCGGAUGAUCUUUGAGCCUGCUGGUGCCAACAGGGGACACAGACUGCAAAGAGAAGCACAAACUCUGAGCCUUGAUACCUGGAGCCAGGAGCUUUCGAGUAACACGUAAGGAGGCAGGGAUCUCUCCCUCCUGUCCCACACACAUUGGAAAACUUGGGACUCUCUGUGGCUGAAAACGCAGGCACCCAGGAUGAGGACAGGGUCCUGCCUUUGGCCCAACAUUGCCACAUGAUCCUUAAGGCAAGCAGGUAGCAUGUUCAUAGUACUUGGUUGCAACUUUUGCACUACAUCCACUUUAGUUACUUGAUGAGCUGACUGUGGCCAGGGUGGCCCACCUGCCCUUCCUCGUUCCUUUCUUGCACACGCGCUCCCUACCAGGCCCAGCAGGCACACCCAGCUGGUUGAAACAUAGCUUUCUACCAUCCAGGUACAUGCCCAGACCUGGUUCCCAUGCUUCUUGAAGCCAGUUUUCAAGGUUACCUGUGCCCCGCUCUGCCCCAGUCUGGCUGGCAGGGCUGCAUGUUUCCAUCCUGUUUGCCUCUUUUAUUUAAUGCCAAAGUUUUAGCCAAAGACAUCUUUUUUGUUGUUGUGUUUCAGCAUUCUGUUCUGCACUGUGGGCUGGCUCCCCUGUCCCAACCACGGGCAGCGUCCCUUGGCUGGGUCUGUUCAUGGCUCAAGGCCUCUGGGGACUCAAGGAGGGCUGGGCUACUCAGUCUCUUCAUGGGUCUUGCUAAGGAAAGUAGCAUAUGUGCUUUAAAAAUAUUAACCUUUUGAAAAGAAUUGAGAAAAGAAAUGUAUAAUUUUAUCCCAUUUUUAA